This is a messenger RNA of Menidia menidia (Atlantic silverside), 2343 nucleotides long. NCBI's taxonomy places the organism in Eukaryota, Metazoa, Chordata, Actinopteri, Atheriniformes, Atherinopsidae. The record is from the annotation of a GenBank genome assembly.
AUGGCCACUAGGCGUCUGACCGAUGCCUUCUUGUUAAUGCGGAACAAUGCAAUCCAAAACCGGCAGAUAUUGGCUGAGCAAGUGAGUACAUACGACCCUCGUCUGAGUACACGUAGCAAUGCUGCGUUGGCAGAUGACCGAAUGGCUCUGGUGUCCGGGAUCAGUCUGGAUCCCGAAGCCGCCAUCGGAGUCACCAAAAAACUUCCUCCCAAAUGGAUCGAGGGGGUGGAUGAGAUCCAUUAUGAAAUCAGACGGAUCCGAGAGAAGAUGAAGGAACUGGCCUUACUUCACGACAAGCACAUGAACCGACCCACACUGGACGACAGCAGUGAGGAAGAGCAUGCCAUAGAGAUCACUACGCAGGAGAUUACUCAGAUGUUCCAUCGAUGCCAGCGGGCUGUGACGGGUUUGCAGUCUCGCUGUGGUCACUGCACGGAGCAGGAGGAGAGACUCCUGAGGAACGUGGUGUCCUCUCUGGCACAGAGCCUGCAGGACCUCUCCAUAAACUUCCGGCACACACAGUCCAGCUACCUAAAACGUAUGAAGAACCGCGAGGAGAGAUCGAAGCACUUUUUUGACUCGGGGCCUUUAAUGGAAGAAGAUGAAGAUUUAGCUCUAUAUGACAAGGGCUUCACAGACGAUCAGUUGGUGCUGGUGGAACAGAACACGGUUAUGGUUGAAGAACGGGAGAGAGAGAUACGACAGAUAGUGCAGUCCAUCUCAGAUCUGAACGAGAUUUUCCGGGACUUGGCUGGAAUGGUUGUGGAGCAGGGCACCGUUCUGGACAGAAUUGACUUCAAUGUGGAGCAGUCUUGUGUUAAAACAGAAGAUGGAUUAAAACAGCUACAAAAGGCGGAACAGUAUCAGAAGAAAAACCGGAAGAUGCUGGUCAUUUUGAUCCUUUUUGUCAUAGUCUUAGUUCUAAUUGUUAUUCUUUUUGGAACAAAGUUUUAGUGAUGCAUUCUUCUGGCUUUUUAUUUCCUGUCUGAGUGUCUGUUGUGCAUCUGCGUGGACAUGGACUCCAUUCUUCUCCAAACCAAGGCAUCUGCCUUUCCUACCGACUGAGAAACAUCAUAAGCAUUUUCAAAUGCUUUUGAGGCUGCGUGGAGAUUUUUUGUUUGUGUGUUGUUUUUUUUUCUCAAAGAAGCAAUCAGCACUCGGGUUGAGCUGUGGCUGUUUCACUGUUUUAUCGAUCAACAGCCAAGACUGUGCAGAGCCCCUGGUUUGUUGACAUAUCAGUGUCUUAACAAAAGCAAAAAUACUUUGCGUUUGAUAAUGAAUUAUCAAUCUUAAACGGCUAAGUGACGCGUUUCCUGCCUAAACUAAGAGCACGACCCGUGAUAUCUGAGGACGUUUAACUACCAUCUAAUAUCACUGAGGCAUUCGGUUACUGUCGGGGACAAUAGUGAACAUUGAAGGAGUUGCAGUAUGUCCAGUUUUACUGCAGAUUGAUCUUCAGGUCAGCAUUACAUUUACAUUCUGACUCAGUAUUUUACCUCGAAUGAUGUAAAGCCAAUGUCCUGUAUUAGAGCUGCACAAAGUAAGAGAAGAAUAGUUAUUUAGUACCAAAAAUAUUCCUUUGGUUGAAGGACCAUGUGUUUUGUUUUAAUGUUGUGGUCCUUGUUACUCCACUGCUGGUUGGAGGAGGCAGCACACAGCCAUGACCCUCCAUCCCUUCAUCCCUUGAUUUUAAAGUCUGUCCCACACUCGCUGCACUUUUCCUUGCAGCACUCAUCUUGAAACACUCAUUUUGUUGUCCUGGGAUUUGCAUAAAGUGCUACCUUUUUAAACUCUUGCAGUUUGCACAUACUGAGGCCUGAUGGGGAGGUGGGGUUAUGUUUGGAUGUUAUACUACUGUCAUCUAUAUGGUUAAAAAUGUAUUUAUUUUCUGAUAACUUCAAAUGAUCAAGAGCUAUUGUGUUUGUGGAAGAUUUGCUGUAUAUUCAGAAGAGCGUGUGUGUAAAAUGAGCCCACCAGUUCAUGUCCACUCCACUGAACUGAGAACUGUGAUGUUGUCCAACGCAGGCAAAUGAUUGAAGACAGCCUUACAAUGUUAUAUUAUUCUCUUUUUUCAUUCAAGAUUGGACACGUUAUAUUCAUUUGGAAAUUCUUUACACAUUCGUAUGCUCCUUAAAGACCGGUGAAGCUUUAUUAUCUGGACUGAACUCUACACUUUGUACACCUGUUAAAUCAUAUUUGUCAUUGAUGUGAAGUUUUAUGUGAAAAUGGCUGUCUUAGAGGUACUACAUGUGUAUGUUUUGGUCUUUGAAGAAAAAGAGAUGAGAUGGCAACAUUUUUAAUAAAAAGAUAAUAAACCUGCUAUGAUAUGGUGUUUGUGUAUUU